AUCUGCUUUUUCUUCUCACGUGAGUCAACAGCAGAGAAUCCUCUCAGGCUUUUUUGGGACUCUCUUCUCCUCUUCUCCGCUCUUGUCAUCUGCUCUACUUGUUCGCAAGGGCCAUAUCGGUCGGCGUUGAUGAGUAGUGGCCGGAGUAAAGGGGUUUUUGUCAACAAUCGAAGAAAACUCCAAAUCCGGUACCACUUUCACCGAUACUAUGGAAGCAAGUUCAUUUGUCGCCUUCACCGGAGAUAGGACAGACGGUCGUUGAGGAAUCGGAAGAAACCUUCUUCUGCCUUUGGAGUGCUCCAUCCACCGUCCUUCAUCUCGUUGUCCGACUCGAACUCGUUAACAGUUAAUGUGUAAAGCAACAUAAUGCAGCCACAAGGAUUAACGAAUGAACGUCACGAAGUGGAUUCAAGAAGAGCUUCCUGCCGAAGAAGGGGCUACCUUGUAGCAAUAGCAUCCGCUACAGCCGCAGCCGCCUUCAUUUUUUAUGACCAAGUACCAAGGCCGAUGCAUAACUCAUCUUUAAGGGGUAUAGACAAAGUGAAUGAGUUAUUAGCAAACAAUAAUGAGGCGGCAAUGUUUAACAAGUCAAACUAAUCGUGAGGCACAAGAUGUAUGGCAACAUUCUGGGGAGACCAUUUCACGGAGAUUAAGUGACGUCCUAGAUGCCAUUUUUGCACUGCACGAUGAUUUCAUUAAACCCCCAAACUAUGCCAAAGUUAGUGAUUUUGUACGUGGCAAUCGUCAUAGAUAUGGGACAUGGUUUGACGACUGUGUCGGAGCAAUUGACGGGACUCAUAUACCUUACACACCGAUUGGUGUUCCAAAUCCAAUGGCAUAUCUCAAUAGGAAGGGCGUCAACUCUCAGAAUAUAAUGGCAGCAUGUUCCUUCGACAUGAAGUUCACGUACAUGUUAACUGGUUGGGAAGGUUCAGCACAUGAUGCACGAGUGCUUGCAGAUGCGGUCGACACACCGAGGUUUAAAUUCCCACAUCCACCACCUGGAAAACACUAUCUUGUUGACGCAACAUAUGCAAACAAUGAUUGUUUUCUUGCUCCAUAUAUAGGUGAGACAUACCAUUUGCCUGACUACCAAAGGAAAAGUGGUGGAUUUAAGGGACCUAGAGACAUUUAUAACUACAAGCACUCUUCCUUGUGAAAUUGUAUAGAGCGAACAUUUGGUGUUUGGAAGGCUAGGGUCCCUAUCCUAAGGCGGCCCAAUAAUACUUAUCUAAUGAACAAAUAAGUGAAGAUUCCAGUGGCAUGUGCAAUCUUACAUAAUUUUAUUCACAUGGUAAAUGAGGGGGACCCGCUUCUAAAUCAAUACUACCGUGAUGCAGUACCGGUUAGUGAAAUAGAUCUAACCAAUAUUGACGAGAUGGAUGACGAUGACAAUGGCGACAAUGUCCCUGAGGGGCCAACUGUAACAUGAGCUACUGUUAGCCGAACGGAGAUGGGUCGUUUUAGGGAUCGCCUAGCGAAUAACAUGUGGGUGGAAUACUAGAGAAGCCGUGGGAGACACGAUUGAAAGUGCAAAUUGGUUAUGGGAUUCUGCAAUAUUACUUCAUAUACAUGUAUCAAUUAUGUUUGCAA
Molecule: messenger RNA, 1593 nt
Organism: Morus notabilis
Lineage: Eukaryota; Viridiplantae; Streptophyta; Magnoliopsida; Rosales; Moraceae
Exons: 5
Coding region: 566-1159 (197 amino acids)
Source: RefSeq, a predicted model, not a curated record